Exophiala dermatitidis NIH/UT8656 is the source of this 4263-nucleotide messenger RNA. RefSeq lists its product as uncharacterized. The coding region runs from base 930 to 3902 and encodes 990 amino acids. The record is from RefSeq and is a predicted model, not a curated record. NCBI's taxonomy places the organism in Eukaryota, Fungi, Ascomycota, Eurotiomycetes, Chaetothyriales, Herpotrichiellaceae. The transcript has a single exon.
CGCUUCACUCCCUUGCUGUACUGUACGUCCAACGAUAAGGUACCAAUUUGACCACUUCACCGUGUCCUGCUGUCGACUCCUAUCAUUGGCGCUGACGAACACACAGACCAGCAAUCAAGAAGUCUGCUCAUCUGCCAAAUCGAAGAUGGAGGCUCCGCCGCUGCUCAGGAAAACCCACUUCCCCUGUUCAGCCAGAUUGACGCGUUAAUCUCGCGACCCUAGCACCACCAAUAGGCGAAUUUAUGCCCCAGCAUUUUCCAUGCGAUCUAAGACGCAACGCGACUCCCUGACACAGAAAGAGCAAGAAGAGGAGUCGGUGGCUCUCGGUGGCUCUCGCCAAUUUACUGGAGCCGGCCCAAUGUCCAUUCGCGAGCCCACCAUUGUCUAGGCUGAGUUAACCGGGCCCCCGGGCAAGGGUGGGAUAAAAAUGUUUGAAGAUAUCCUGGCAGCAGAGAAUACAAGUCUGGAGGUAUCAGCGUGGGCGAUGUCCUGGUUGAGCGACUGUGACACUCACUGGCAACAGCCAUUGUUUGAGUGCACAUACUUGGCUACAAAACAACAUAACGGACAUUCCUGUACAUGUAAAGGCAAUCUCGAGUCCCAGCUGUCAAAUUCGACGCCUCCCGUCAAUUCUCCGCCCAUCAGACCAAUUUAACUCGCCCUGCAGCGUGCAUAUGCACCUCGGCCCCAUCCAGAACCAGGCAUCUUCAUGCAGUGCCAUGACGCUGGCGAAAUACUUUCUGACAACUGAAAGGCGGAACUUUGAGCUUUGAGCUUUGUUGAUUCAUUCUGCACAGCCUCACCCUCAGUCGCUCCUUUCCCUGGAAUCUGUACUCGACGGUCGCAGUUUGCGCAUUCCUCAGACGGUAACCGGCGCACUCGAGAUCAGAAACGGUUCCUGUGCCAGUCGCCUAUACGAUGAAAUAACUAUGUCCUCGCCCCCUUCGUCGGUGAAGCAGAGAUCGCCGAAGCGGAGCUCAUCCCAAAGAACACCUCUGCGAGAAAGAACACCGUCUCAAGCGAACGAGAUAUCCGCACGGCUAUCUCGACAAGUUCAAUCCGACCAAGAGAACGUGGUUGUAUAUAACACAACUCCAUUCCCAACCAAGCCUGCCCAUGUCCUCCUCCCGAGCUCGCUCAAGAAACAGAGAGGCGGUCCCGGUCCAGCGAGCCAGGCUUUGCCCUUCCCGUUCGAUGCAGAAGCAAGAAGAGUUGGCGAUGGUCAGACAAGUCCGCGGGGCGCUGUGCAGCCUACGGUGAAAUUGAAGCGAUCGGUCAAGGCGUUGCGAGAUCUCUAUGAAUCCCAGGCCGAAGAAACUUCGCGCCCGUCCACGGCGACCUCGCCUCCUCUUGGGCCCACCACCAGCAACUCGUCUCGACUGAGAAGUUUCAGCUCCAAUGACAGUUUGUCCGGCGCAUAUGCCUGGCAAUCUCUCCGCAAGAUCUCGUCGGAUGAUCUAGCCCUACUGCCUACUCUGCCAGCAAAAGGGCGCCUGGCAACGAGGAUAUCGCCUAGGAAUUCGAUUGUAUCACAGGCUGCAAAGGUCGGAACCACGUCAAGUCCGAACUUCAGAGUACUAGGUGUCUCUUCAAGCUCGGGAGAUGCAGCAUCUAGAGGCUUGUCGGAUCCUGCAACGGGGUCGGCCGACGGGCCCAGUAGUGACUCCUUCGAGAACAGCUGCUCGAGUCCGAAUGUUGUACGAUUGGGCCAUACUUCAAGUACCGACCAGUUGCCAAUUUCCGACCAGUCGUCCAGUCCGAACGUCAUCAAAUUGGGAACGUCCUCUCCAACCGCUGGGCAGCCUCAACCGUCAUCUUACUUUUCGCCUUCACGGUCUUCAUCCAGUUCUUCCAGGAAGCGGAAAAGAUGGGGCGACCAAGGAAGCCACUCCUUUGCGCCGAGGAGCGGUGCAAGGCACCCGUUGCCAUCUAGUCCCCCUGGUGACAUGUAUGUCUCGACCUCUGCUAUAGCCAGCAGCAUUUCAUCUCGAGACCGAGCAAUCGCAUCGUCGGAUUCGCGGAGUCUUGGUCAUGCCGAAUCCCUCGACGAGUCGAGUUCUGUCGUUCAGAUAUUGGGGAGAGAUGAGCCUAGCUCUGAUGGCCUGUCCGAGACUCACGCAAGCCUUCAGUCAGUCCUAAGCUCUAGUCCCCCUCGUAUCCAGUACCCGAUUGUGCAUGCUCCUCCCCCAAGUCAGCGGGUUGGACUCGUGGUUCCGAAGCGGAAUUCGAGAUCCAUGUCGACAGAAUUGUCAGGUCCCAAGUAUUCAAACAGGUUAUCCGCUGUUCCGUCCGAAGGUUCUUGGAUUAGGUCCCGGCCUGUCAGUAAUGCUUCUUCCGUCCCAGACGACCUGGACGAAUAUCUCACGUCAGAUGAACUGGCUCCGGCAUCAACAUAUAUCCUCAACAACCAAUCCGCUUGCCAAUCGCAGAUCCGAGUUGUUCGCGAUUCGGACUCUGAUCUGUAUGCUGCUGAUUCUCAUGAGGCUACGGAUGAAGUCACAGCUCUACCCACUGAGGAUUACGGGUAUAAAUCGCCUCCUCUACGACAUGCUCGCAGUGGUAGCUACAUCAGCUCGGCCACCUCGUCUCAUUCUCGACUCAACUCAAUGAAGUCAUUUACGCUGUCACGACAAAAUAGUUUCAUUUCUUCAUCUCUUCGACCGUCAUCUUCCGGCAGUACAUCAAGCAAUGCUGCUGUCCCCGUUCCCUCGUGGGCCCGACGGUAUUAUUCCGGAAUCUACAGGGAUUCGUUUCAGUAUCUCUAUGCCAGCGCCACGAAUUUGAAUAAGCAGUACAUGGCCGCUGCGGGUGGGCCUCAGACACAACGAACAGCUAAUAGCGCCAACCGAACAGAUAUCGUCCAAAACAAGAGGCGUCGCUUGGAAGAAAUGCGUCGAUCAAAAGCACGACCUAAAAUUGAGGCCCGUCAAUCGCAUGUCCUUCCAGGUGUAGGUCCGCUGGUGUCAAAUCCAGUACGCGGGCCAGCGACGGCUGCAAUGACGGGCGCGAGGACUUGGGAUUCGCGGCGACAGUCGUAUCCACCUCCACACAGUCCAAACUCGCACGGCCGCUCCGUCUCGGCUCCUCUGCCAAUGCUUGACCCUCGAGCGCAUUGGACUGGUAUGAUUGAAAUUCACCAACAACCACUUGAGGAUGGUCAUGGCUCAACCUAUACAAUUCACCACCACCAUUACGCUCGUCCUACAAGUCUCGAUGACGACUAUAGUUACGGUAUCAGCCGGUCUGGAUCUCAGGACCCAUCUGUGAUCCAUCAUGUGGGUGGCUUUGGCAGUUAUCGAAACUCUCGGCAGCUCUGGGAUUCAUCUCCGCACCUCCACCACGACCACAGACUGAACACGGGCUCCACCGAGUCCCGAGGCUUUGGGUUUCCAUUCAACCAGAAAUCGCGCUGGAUGGCACCCAGCGUCAUCUCCGAGCCUGGCCGGGGCAAGUUCUGGUUAAGAGGGGAUCUGCGGACCGCUCAAAUUGCUUGUUUCACUAUAGGCUUUGUGUGUCCAUUGACCUGGUUCGUGGGCGCCCUGUUGCCCCUGCCUAAGCGUCCCGCUACUAUGCAAGAUAUCGAAAAAGCAGUCUAUGCUUCAUUCUCUGCCCAACGGCAGCAGCAGCAAAGUCCGGAGGCGUUAGGAUCACAACCAGAACUGCGGUCUCAUCGAUACUCAGGAUCAGGAUCACAGCAGCAGCACGACCAAUCUCUCGCGGACUGGGAAGAAUGGGACGUGAUCGAUAGACUGCGUUUCGAGCGUCAGCUCGGCGGUGUGGCAGAGCUGAGGUGGCAGAAUGCCCGGUGGUGGCGCCGCUUGAACCGCUGGAUGUGCACUGUGGGUGUUGUCGUCUGUAUCGUCGUCGUUGUCCUCGUCGCGGUGUUUGCGUCCCGACAUUGACUGAAAUUUGAUUUUGCAUUGCGUUUGCGUUGAGCCACCCUUGGAUUACGAUUUACGAAUUUGCGAUUUCACGCUUUUCAUUAUACAUAAUCUUUUUGGUCCUCAGUGAGUUGAGGAGAUGCCCCCUAUUUCUUGUCUCUGUCGUCCUGUCACGCUUUGGUUGGUGCCCAGGUUCAUGACGAAGAGUGCUUGUUGAGUUGCGACUUAUACUCAUUGAUGUUACUUGUAUACCCCCCUUCAGAGACGGUCUUGCCAGGAUCAGAGAGUACAGUGUCGGCUUGUACUACUGAGCCAGUCAGCGCAUAGUAGAAUGGUAUAGUAUAUACUUGCUUUAAAUAUUUAUCUAAUUUUUUUCACUCGG